This is a messenger RNA of Aspergillus oryzae RIB40, 432 nucleotides long. RefSeq lists its product as uncharacterized. The record is from RefSeq and is a predicted model, not a curated record. The coding region runs from base 1 to 432 and encodes 143 amino acids. The transcript has 2 exons. NCBI's taxonomy places the organism in Eukaryota, Fungi, Ascomycota, Eurotiomycetes, Eurotiales, Aspergillaceae.
AUGGCUCUUUCAAUUGCAGAGCUGGCUCCCCAAGAUGAAAAGCUCCAACUGCUUUUGGAAGCUAUCGACUCGGCGUCGCGUGGUACACUCCAGGUAGUCUUAAAGGCAAUUUAUCAAGAUGAUCAAUCUAUCAGGGAUCGCGUGUCGAACUCGCUUCUUAUUACCGAGGAUCAAGUCCGAAUACCUUCGAAAGAUGAUGAGGAAAGCGAUGAGGAGGGGAGUGAGGACGAGAAGGACGAGGAUGAUGAGGAUGAUGAGCAGUCAGAGUCAGAGGACGAAAACCCACGGUCCGAAAGAAGAAGAUCGAACCAACAAGCUACGGGCUCUAAGCGACUUCGACAUCGUUAUGCCUAUUGCGAAAACUGCGAUAAGGGGUUUGAUGUUACGAAGAAUACAAAACCAGCUGAAGAUAUCAUACAGACAAAAGAUUGA